Messenger RNA from Debaryomyces fabryi, 843 nucleotides. It is a transcript of the gene PRE5, whose product is annotated as proteasome core particle subunit alpha 6. The transcript has a single exon. Gene Ontology annotation, biological process: ubiquitin-dependent protein catabolic process. The record is from RefSeq and is a predicted model, not a curated record. NCBI's taxonomy places the organism in Eukaryota, Fungi, Ascomycota, Pichiomycetes, Serinales, Debaryomycetaceae. Gene Ontology annotation, cellular component: nucleus; proteasome core complex; proteasome core complex, alpha-subunit complex. The coding region runs from base 1 to 843 and encodes 280 amino acids.
AUGUUUAGAAAUAAUUACGAUAACGAUUCUGUUACAUAUUCUCCAACAGGUAGAUUAUUUCAAGUAGAAUAUGCUUUAGAGGCUAUUAAGCAAGGAAGUGCAGCAGUCGGACUUGUAUCGAAAAAUCAUGUUGUAUUAGCAGCGUUGAAAAGGAAUGCUGAAGAAUUAGGAUCAUAUCAAAAGAAGAUUAUUAAGGUUGAUGAUCAUAUGGGAGUUGCUUUGGCGGGUUUAGCACCUGAUGGAAGAGUGUUGUCAAACUACUUGAGAAAACAAGCUAUGAGUUCCAAAAUGAUUUUCAAUAGACCAUUGCUGACUUCUAAGGCAGUAUUAUCAAUUGCUGAUAAAGCACAAGAAAAUACGCAAUCAUAUGGAUCUAGACCUUAUGGUGUUGGUUUAUUAGUGUCGGGUUAUGAUGAAACAGGGGCUCAUUUAUACGAAUUCCAACCAUCGGGAUCUGUAUUAGAAUACUACGGUGCAGCAAUUGGUGCAAGAUCCCAAGCAGCAAGGACAUAUUUAGAAAGAAAUUUAGAAUCAGUUCGUGAAACUGAAUCUGUUGAUGAAUUGAUUGUUCAUGGUUUGAAUGCUUUAAGAGAUACUUUAUCACAGGAUGUUGAAUUGACCUUCAAGAACACGUCUGUUAGUGUUGUAGGAAAAGAUACAAGUUUCACUAUAUAUGAUGAUGAAGACGUUCAACAAUAUCUUGAUAAGUUGGAUUCGGUUUCUAACGCUAGGAAUAGAGAUGAUGAUGAUAAUGAUGAAGGCAAUAAUGAUACUCACGGUGAGACUAAUGAAACUGCCAGCAAUGAUGUUCCUUCUGAAGAUAGAAUGGAAACUGAUGAGUAA